Molecule: messenger RNA, 8836 nt
Organism: Acanthoscelides obtectus
Lineage: Eukaryota; Metazoa; Arthropoda; Insecta; Coleoptera; Chrysomelidae
Source: the annotation of a GenBank genome assembly
AAACUUUAAAAAAAAGUCAGGAUAAUCUUGAAACAUGGAUAAAAAUAAACAUAAAAAGACGGAUAUUGAAAAAGAAGCAAGUAUGCUUAUGAGACGUUGCAAAGCUAACGAAAAGCACAGAAUCAAAGCACCGACAUUGGAAGAAAUUAUCGCGACACAACUCACUGAUGAAUUGAUGGAUCAAUUUAACAUAAACAAGCAAAAACGGGAAAAACUGAAGGAAUUUCAAUCAGAAUUUACCAAGAAGACUAAACUGAAAGAGUUCAAAACCCGACUAGUUCCUCUAUACCCCGAAGUCCCUACGAAGAACGAUUGUCACAAGAAGAUAAGAUACUAUUCGGAGCUUUGUCCGUAUUCAGAUAUGACAGCUAUACUUGAAUCGGCUUUGAGAAACAGAGUCAGAGCCAGAGGUUUGGAACUUAAGUAUCCUAGCAUCAUAGAUAACAUCGUGGCCAGCGCCAAAGAGGAGUUUUUUGAAGUUACGCAUAACGCGGGGGUGAACUUGAAGACGAAACCGAUGAACAUCGAGGAAUAUAACAGAACGAAAAUAGAACCGUACAAAUACCUGGGCAGAUCGGAUCGAUACCAAGUCUACUUGUGGACCAAGAACGAAUUUCAAUUGCGAUUCAUGCUACAUUUGCCUUUGGUCCAAAGGAUUUUCAAGGAUUGUAUUACCGUGCUACCUCAGACUUUAUUUAAUAUCAGUACAUUGAGGAGCAAACCGUACGAUAUUAAAGACCUGGACGAUAUUUUUAACCGGUAUAUAAGCGAUGCGGAGGUUAUUUUGAAGAGAUUCUACUACAAAAUUGUUGAAAUGGUAGAGGUGGACGACACAAAAUUAGAGCCGUACCUAUACAAAAGAAUGUUGAAAGUGUGUACUGGUAUUUUGGCGAAAUACUUCAGCAUAGCGAUCAUGAACACGAUGGAGCACAUCCGUGACGUCACUGGCAAUGAUAACUUGAUCCCUUAUAUAAAAUUAUCGCUGAAGUACAGCGAAACAUUGGUUCUGUUUCCUAAUGAUAAUGACGUCAUACUCAUCUACUCUAUGUUUGUGUCAAAACUAGUGGACAUUGGAAGAACAUUUCUCGUUUUGGAGACGGUGCGAAUAAGGGACUAUCCAUCCAAAACCAUCCGUCUGAAUGUUACAGAUGAGUAUUUCAAUGAUAUUCUAGAAGUAAUUGGAGAGAAUAUCAUGAAUAUGUUUAUUCCAGUUAAUGAGUACAUGAGCAAGCUAGAAGAGGACUUCCAGGAAAUAUUUCGGAGGUUCACUAAAGUCGAUGAGACCAACCCAUUUAAGACAGGUUUGAGUCAGAUAAAACAUUACCAGAAUUACAUGAACAAGGUCGGAUCUAUGUUGAGCAGCGAAUACUUUGGCAUAGGACAAUUAGUCCUCUCAGAAUACGUUCAGUCCAUGCGAGAGUCGCUCUCUGAAGUAAUGGAAGACCUGUUUUUAAAACUGUGCACGCUGCACGAGGAAGAGAACGAGGAUAUUUGCGACUGUUUUGAAGCUAUAAAAGCUGAAGCUUUGAGAAGACCAGCUACAAGCGAAGAACUGAUUGCUCAAGGAAAAUAUAUGAUAUGGGUGAAGACAGUCCAUUUGAUGGAGCUACGAGAAAGAAUUCAAGCUAUGCUGUACAACUUGACAGAUCUCAUGCUAUACGGUACGUUAGAAAAAGAGCACAUGGAGCUGAAUGCGAAGACGGUGAACUGGUUGACCGAAAUCGAACCGAUCUUGAACAUAAACUCCAGUAUGUACGAGCAGCUCAAGUUUGAGUCAGAAGUGAAGCUAACGAGCACGAUCACUUACGUGAAUACGUCAAUUGACACCUUGAUUCCGUUGCUCGGAGUCUUGAAUGACAUGGACGACUAUGAAAGGUGUAGGGAAUACGUGAACGCCAUAAAGCUCCACAUGGUCCAAAUGCGAGAUUUGCGUCAGAAGAUCACAUGGAUCAACAAGGAACAACUUUGCCUGGGUUUCAACGUGUCUCCGUUCAAAAACGUCGAGGAGGUCCAGAAUUUCGUGUAUCCUUUUUUCCAUUUGCUGAAAAUUUGCAUGAACAUCAAGAGGCACAUCGACGUGUGGCUGGAUGGGCAAUUUGAGUUUUUGACCUACGAGGAGACUGAAGAGCAGGUUGAGGAGUAUAUGAAGGAGUUAUUGAAGAUACAAAAGACCUAUCGGAUCAAACUGAGACAGGCGCAAGCCGAGAACACAUCAAUCCGUUUCUUCGGCGUCGUGGACGAUCCGGAUCUGUACAGUUGGCCAGCACCAUUGAAACUGGCCGCAAACGCCAUCCAAGCUUUGAAAGACUUCCGACCGGCCAUGACCAUAAUGCGCAUCAUGUGCAACGAUGCCCUGGUGAAGCGUCACUGGAAGGAGAUGUCCGCCAUUGCUGGAUUUGAACUAGCUCCGAACGCCGGAUCGUCGCUAAGGAAAUACACCCGAAUGGGUUUGGAACCUGACUUGGAAAAAUAUGACGUCAUAAGUUCGGCGGCCACUAAAGAACGUGAGCUGUUCAGGAACUUGACAAAGAUGCAAAACGAAUGGGCUGAUAUAUUGUUCAAGACAGGGACGUUCAAAGAUACUGGCAUUGUUAUUUUGACGGCCCUUGAUGAUAUCCAGGUGGUUUUGGACGACCACAUCUUGAAAGCGCUUACCAUGAGAGGCUCCAUUUUUGUGAAACCGUACGAAAUGGAGGUCAGAGCAUUUUACGACAGGCUAGUUAGGAUCAACAAGACGAUAGAUGAAUGGGGAAAAGUCCAGAGUCAGUGGUUGUAUUUACUGCCAAUUUUUUCGUCUAAAGAUAUUGUGGCUCAGAUGCCUGAAGAAGGUACACUUUUCAAAGAGGUGAAUGAUACGUAUAAACGAUACAUAGACGUAGUGGUCAGAGAUGCGAGGGUAUUUGAAACAGCUGGAUCUCCUGGUGUGCUCGAGGCGAUGGAGCACUGUAAUGAACUACUCGAAAAGAUCAACGACGGUGUGACGAGCUAUUUAGAAAAGAAACGGCUCUUUUUCCCAAGGUUCUUCUUCCUUUCAAAUGACGAAAUGCUGGAAAUACUCUCGGAAACGAAGGAUCCCUUGCGAGUACAGCCGCAUUUGAAAAAAUGCUUCGAGGCAAUAAACAGAUUGGAAUUCAAUGAGAAUUUGGAAAUUUUGGCAAUGUUCAGCAUGGAAAACGAAAAGGUCAAUUUAAAGGCGAAAGUAAACACGAAAGAUGCUGAUGGAAGCGUAGAAAAAUGGCUGGUGCAAGUGGAGGACCAAAUGGUUGUAUCGGUCAAAGACCAAAUUUUGAAAAGCUUCAAGAGUUACUUUGUGUUACCUAGAACAACUUGGGUGCAGAAAUGGCCUGGACAGGUGGUACUUUGUGUAUCGCAAAUGCAUUGGACAUACGAUGUGCACAGAGCUCUCAAUAACGAAGAUCUAACGGUUUCUAGAUUAGUCGAAAUGCUUCGAGUGCAGCUGCAGGAGAUAGUAGAUGUGGUGAGAAGUCCCACAAUUUCAAAUUUAGCGCGAAUCACAAUAAAAGCGUUGAUCGUAAUCGACGUCCAUGCCAAAGACGUCGUCGAAGAUCUUUACUCGAAAAAAGUGUCCAACGACAAAGAGUUCAAAUGGCAGGCGCAGAUGCGGUACUAUCUGGAAGACGACGAGGCUCUCGUCAGGCUCGUCAAUGCUACGGUCAAGUACGCCUAUGAAUACUUAGGUAAUUCUGACCGUUUGGUGAUCACCCCGUUGACGGAUCGGUGCUAUCGCACCCUGAUCGGAGCGUACCAUCUGCAUCUGAACGGAGCUCCCGAAGGUCCAGCGGGCACCGGGAAAACGGAGACCACCAAGGAUUUGGCGAAGGCGAUCGCCGUACAAUGUGUCGUCUUCAACUGCUCUGAUGGUCUCGAUUACAAAGCGAUGGGGAAAUUCUUCAAAGGGUUGGCCUCUUGCGGAGCAUGGGUGUGCUUUGACGAGUUCAACAGGAUCGACAUAGAGGUACUUUCCGUUGUUGCGCAACAAAUCCUGUCCAUCGUGAUGGCCGUAAGGGCGCACGCAACAAAAUUCAACUUCGAAGGCACCGAGAUCACCUUGAAUCCGGCAUGCUACGUUUGCAUCACCAUGAAUCCAGGUUACGCUGGACGAUCGGAGCUGCCGGAUAAUCUCAAGGUACUCUUCCGUACAGUGGCCAUGAUGGUGCCAGACUACGCCAUGAUCGGAGAAAUCUCGCUGUAUUCGUACGGGUUCAAAGACGCUCGAAAUCUUUCCGUGAAGAUCGUCACCGUAUACAGACUUUGCUCCGAACAGCUGUCUUCUCAAAACCACUACGAUUAUGGUAUGAGAGCCGUCAAGUCUGUAUUGUCAGCUAGCGGCAACAACAAGAAGAAAUAUCCCGAUGAGGAUGAAGACAUCUUACUGUUACGAGCCAUUCUGGACGUGAACUUGCCGAAAUUCUUAAAUCACGAUCUUCCUCUUUUUGACGGCAUAAUCAAUGAUCUCUUCCCUGGAGUGAUAUUGCCGAAGGCGGAUUAUACCGUUUUCACAGAAGCGAUGGUUUCCUGCAGCGAGGAACGUAAUUUGCAACCAAAAGAAUCCUUUCUGGUUAAGGUGAUCCAAACGUAUGAGAUGAUGAUAGUACGCCACGGUUUCAUGUUGGUAGGAUAUCCUUUUGCGGGCAAGACUUCGACGUUAAAAGUACUGGCCGAUACUCUAACAGUGUUGAACAAACAAGGAUCAGGAGAAGAAAAAGUGCAGACCCUUACGCUAAAUCCCAAAGCCAUUACAAUGGGUCAACUAUACGGCCAAUUCGACCCGAUAUCGUACGAAUGGUUCGACGGAGUUGUGGCCACCGGUUUCCGGAACUUCGCGGUCGAUCCGUGCCCCGACCGAAAAUGGAUCAUUUUUGACGGUCCCGUCGACGCAGUCUGGAUCGAGAACAUGAACAGCGUACUGGACGACAACAAAAAACUCUGCUUGAUGUCCGGCGAGGUCAUGUCCAUGACGAACUCCAUGUCGCUCAUCUUCGAAGUUAUGGAUCUUGAACAGGCUUCCCCUGCGACGGUAUCUCGUUGUGGCAUGAUUUACAUGGAGCCCGUCACUUUGGGCUGGCAGCCGUUUCUCGAGUCCUGGUUGCCCAGCCUGAGCGAUGAAUGGUGCGGUGAAGGUAGGGUCGACUUUGUCGUGGACAUGUUCAACUGGAUCGUGCCUCCAUGUUUGACGUUUAUCAGGAAGCAUUGCGUCAUGUAUUGCAAUCCCGGAGAAAUCAGCCUGGUCAGAACUAUGAUGAUGAUGGUGCAAAUGUUGUUGGACGAUGCGACAGGUGGAAGUGUCAAGAAGGAAGAAGAGUCAAGGUAUCUGGACGUAUGGAUCCAGGCAACAUUCAUACAAGCAGGAGUGUGGGGUCUCGGAGCAAUCCUCGACACAGAAUCCCGAACGAAAUUCGACGAAUACUACAAGCAACUGUGGAAAGGAAUGUUGGAAGAUCAUCCGUAUCCAAAAAGUAUGGAAAAAAUGGAAGUGCCCAUCCCAACAGAGGGUCUGCUUAUCGAUUAUUCGUACAACUACAGAAUGAAAGGCAACUGGAAAUAUUGGCCGGAUGUGGUCAAAAAUGAAAGAGUGGAUGAGUGCAAAAAUAUAUUGCAGGCCUUGAUACCUACUGCAGAUACAGCGAGGUAUAUGCAAUUGAUCGAUAUGCACAUUCGUUACCAAAACCCGCUGCUGUUGAUGGGUCCGACGGGCACUGGAAAGAGCUUCUACAUCCAGGACAUACUCAUGAACCGACUCAAUAAAGAAAAAUACGAACCGUCCUUCAUUACCUUCACCGUGAAAGUAACAGCCAACCAGACGCAGGACUUGGUCAUAUCCAAGUUGAUCAAAAGGAAACGAGGUCACUACGGACCUCAGAAGGGCAAGGUGGCAGUUUUAUUCAUCGACGACGUCAACAUGCCAGCGAAAGAAAUGUAUGGAGCCCAACCGCCCAUCGAGCUGUUGAGGCAAUACUUUGACCACAAGAACUGGUACGACCUCAAAUCGACGGAUCCGAUAUACCUACACGAGGUGUUAUUUUUGGGAGCCAUGGGUCUGGUCGGAGGCAGUCGGCAGGAGGUCUAUCCUCGCUUCCUGAGGCACUUCAAUAUUUUCUCUAUCAACGAGUUCUCGGUGGAAAGCAUGGCCAAGAUAUUCAGCAACAUCCUGCAUUUGGGAUGGAAGAACAACGGGUUCCCCUCGGAGAUCAUUUCCGUUGUAACGCAAACCGUCAGCGCCAGCUUGGAGAUAUACAAAUCGGCCAUGGAAAAUCUCAGGCCGACUCCGUCCAAGAGCCAUUAUGUCUUCAAUUUGAGGGACUUCAUGAGAUUAAUUCAGGGAUGUACAAUGUUACGAAAGGAGUCGGCAGAAAGUAAGAAAACGUUUGUAAAAAUAUGGGUGCACGAGGUUCUCAGAGUAUUCUACGACAGGUUGAUAGAAGAAAAGGACAAGGACUGGUUGUUUGAUGAAAUGAAGGCGGUUACCAAGAAUAAUUUUAGGGAGUACUUUGAGCAAGUAUUCGAUAAUUUUCCAAAGAACCAGGAUGGUUUGAUCGAAAGAGACCAAAUGAAAAACCUGAUGUUCGGCACAUACUUCGACCAAGACUCUGAAGAAGACCAACGCCGUUACGAACAAGUGAUCAGCAAGGAACAGCUUUACGAAACGGCCAACAAUUGCCUAACAGAGUACAAUUCCACGCACAAAACCAAAAUGGAUAUAAUGCUGUUCGAUUAUGCCCUAGAACAUCUGUCGAAGAUAUGCAGAGUGCUGUCCAUGACUUGCGGAAGCGCUCUUCUGGUCGGCAUAAGCGGUUCGGGUAGACAAUCCCUAACUCGACUGGCAGGCGAAAUAUACGGUCAAAAACUUUUCCAACCAGAGAUCACAAACAACUACUCGAUCAACGAUUGGAGAGACGACAUCAAGAAGAUUCUGAAAGAAGCAGGCGGUAGAGGCAGACACACCAUCUUCCUGAUCGCCGAGGGUCAGAUCAAGGAAGAAAGCUAUCUGCAGGACGUCGAUUGUCUGUUGAACGCUGGAGAGGUGCCAAACAUUUACCAGAUCGAUGAGAAGCAGGAGAUUUUAGAUAUGGUCAGACUGGCAGCACAAGGUCAAGGUCCGAUGGCGCAAGCGCUGAUCGACGAAGGCCAAGAUGGUGGUCUAUGGGUAUGUCUCCAGAACUGUCAUCUGGCAACUUCUUGGAUGCCCAGCUUGGAGAAGAUCUUCGAAAAUCUGGACUAUGCUAAUACGCACGAUCAGUUUCGUCUCUGGCUGACUAGUUACCCGUCUGCUAAGUUUCCUGUCACCCUUCUACAGAAAGGAGUAAAGAUGACAAACGAAGCUCCGACUGGUCUGCAAAACAAUCUGUUGAAAUCUUACGUCAGCGACCCGGUGAAGAAUCCGGAAUUUUACGAGGGCUGUCCGGAUCAUGAAGAAAUGUUCGUCAAGCUACUGUACGGUCUGGCAUUCUUUCAUGCUUGCGUACAAGAACGUAGAACGUUUGGACCACUCGGAUGGAAUAUUCCAUACGGAUUUAACGAUUCCGACUUUGACAUUUCCGUUCAGCAAUUGCAAAUGUUCAUCAACGAGAACGACGAUCCGUACGAAGCGCUGUCCUAUUUGAUCGGCGAAUGCAACUACGGGGGUAGAGUGACGGACGAUUGGGAUAGAAGGCUUAUUGUCACCAUUUUGGCGGACUAUUUGAGCCCUACUGUCGUCUCACAGAAGAAUUACACGUUCAGCAAUGCCGGAGAUUGCUACGGACUCCCGGAGAAGAACGAGUAUGCCGUUUAUAUAGCCCACAUUAACGCCUUGCCUGGCGUGCACCCUCCUGAAGUUUUCGGUCUGCACACGAACGCAGGCAUCACCAGGGACCUGCAGAACUCGAAGCAACUCCUGAACUCCGUGCUGAAGGCGUACGGUGAAGUAUCGGCGGGAGGCGCCGCAGGAACGGACAAAUUCAUCACGACUCUUUGCUCAGACAUGGUGUCCAGGCUACCGAAAAAGUUCGAUCUGGAUGUGGCCCACGCGAAGUACCCUGUGGAAUACUCGGAAUCGAUGAACACGGUGCUGGUGCAAGAGAUGGAGAGAUUCAACAAGUUGUUGGGGGUCAUCGCGAGUUCCUUGGUCAAUAUGCAGAGAGCUAUACAAGGCUUAGUGGCGAUGUCUCCAGCUCUAGAAGCGUUCGCGGCGUCAUUGCUUCUAGCUAGAAUCCCUUCAAAUUGGGCCAGCGUAUCUUAUCCCAGUCUGAAGAACUUGCCAAGCUACAUGGCUGACUUUUUGGCUCGCAUACAAUUCUUACAAUCUUGGUUCGACGAGGGAAAACCUGUCAACUACUGGGUGUCCGGAUUCUUCUUCACGCAAGCUUUUUUGACAGGAGUCAAACAGAAUUUUGCGAGAAAGUACGCGAUCCCCAUUGACAAGUUGACGUUUGACUUCGAGAUCAUGAGGCAAGAUCGGAUGAAUGAUGCGCCUGAGGAUGGGACGUAUUUGUACGGACUGUUCACAGAUGGCGCCAGGUGGGACCGCGGAAAAGGGAGACUAGCGGAGCUGCUGCCGAAAGUAUUGUACGAUAUCAUGCCUAUAAUAUGGAUCAAGCCCAUCACUUCUGCAGAAUAUAAAGUUGGUGCCCGUUACGUGAGUCCUGUGUAUAAAACUUCCGAACGCAGAGGAACGCUCUCUACCACAGGCCAUUCGACCAAUUACGUACUACCAGUACUGCUCGACACGGACGUCAAGCCUUCUCAUUGGAUCAAAAGGAGCGUAGCACUGCUAUGUCAGCUUAACUGAACUAAUACACUGUAUAUAGGUUUUAAUAAAUGUAUACAAAUAGCGAAA